AUGGCUGAUUCAUUGAAGAACUUUCGUUCAAUUUGUAAGAAGAUCAUCGCUGUUGGUCGGAACUACAGUGAACAUGCAAGUGAACUCGGCAAUACUGUUCCUACCAAACCGAUAAUCUUUAUGAAACCAACCAGUGCUUUCGUAACUGAACCUAAUGAUAUUCGAAUUCCAGCUGAUUGGGAUGAACUGCAUCACGAAGUGGAAUUCGGUGUGAUCAUCGAUAAACAAUGCCAAAAUGUCUCGAAAGAAGAAGCAGAAGCAAGUAUCGGUGGUUAUUGUUUAGCAUUAGAUAUGACGGAACGAAAGCUUCAAAAUGAAUUGAAAGACCAAGGUCUGCCAUGGUUACUUUCCAAAGGCUUCGAUACAUCUUGUCCAUGUGGCGAUUUUAUUCCGAAAGAGAAGAUUAGUCUUUCGUCAUCUGUUAAUCUAUGGCUAAAUGUUAAUGGCAAUAGAAGACAAAAUGGUCAUACGCGCGAUAUGAUCUUUUCAGUUCCGGAUUUGAUCGUUUAUAUUUCUAAGUAUAUAACGCUUGAACAUGGCGAUUUGAUUUUAACAGGCACACCCGCCGGCGUCGGUCCUGUCAGACGAGGUGAUCAAAUCGAAGCUGGAAUGGAAGGGGAACAUGAUUUGAAAUAUCUUAUGAAGUUUAAUGUCGUCUAA
This is a messenger RNA of Adineta ricciae, 660 nucleotides long. Lineage: Eukaryota; Metazoa; Rotifera; Eurotatoria; Adinetida; Adinetidae. The record is from the annotation of a GenBank genome assembly.